GCCUUGCUGCAGAAAUUUUUAAGCAAACAUUUUUAAUGCACGUGUGUAUUAGCAAUAGCUUUAUGUUAUGUAGGUUUGGCACAUCCACCGAGGCAUCAGCACCCGCGGUGCUUUCAUUAUAUCCGUGAGCUAAGAGCAUAACUGACAGUCAAAUACAGUUUUAGAUGCUAGACUAACGAGAACAUGCCAUUAUCAAUGAAUUCACUCACUGCAACUAUACACACGAUUAGUAGUUACACCCACUUUUAUAAGAAUCACGAAACAAGAGCAAUGGCUUCACUAGACCCUCCCCCUGUCACACCAUCGAAGGUGACUCUGACCAACUGGGUACGCCUGAACAACGCCCCCCUCCUCCUACCGAGAGCAUCAGCCGUCCAAUGGAAUGACUACGUCUUCGUGCUAGCUAGUGAUGGCACAGCACUUCUCUAUCAUGCUAAACUAAAGCUAUGGUCUAUGCUACCAAAAUGCCCGUAUCAUCUGAAGGAAAAUGUACCGCUAGUCAACUAUGAAGGGAAGAUUCUAGCAGUCAGCAAUCGUUCACAGAUAUGUGCUUUUGACGCUCCUACUAGUAGUUGGAAGGAGGAAUCUGGACCAACAGUAGAGGAGAUUAUCCACAUGGCUGUCAAUCACGAUACUCUACAUGUGUAUGCAUGGGUCACAAAGUCAACCGGUUACAUGUUCGGUAAACAAGGUAAAGCUGCUCUGUUCACACUGACCACUGAAGGAUGGGAAGAACACGAUAUUUACAUCCAACGAUAUGCUUCAAAACUUCUGCUUACAUCAAAACACAUUUUUGUAGAAACUGCUAAUUCAAAAGGCAUUUAUUGCCAGAAAUUCAAAAAGACUUCAGAAAGUGAAGCCGAAUCAGACGAUACACCAAUCGAGCCACCCAAAGAGAUAGCUCCUCCCCCCUACAAGGCGUUCACUCUGCACGUGCUGAAAGACACGCUACUUUCGUUCGGAGGGCAUGACGAGGACAACCAACCAACCUCUGACGUGUUACGAUAUAACCCCGACACUGACACCUGGGAGAGUGCCGGCUACAUGAGGAGUGCUCGCUACAAUGUUGCUGUGGUAACCGUACAACAAGACACAACUACAGAGGUCUACGUGCUAGGAGGAGAAUUUGGAAGCACCAAACUGAAAAUGAAACCCAAGCUGUAUGUACAAACACAAGCAUGUACACGUACGCAUAAUAUUAUGCAUGCUUUUGUAUCUACACAAGCACAAGCUACACGUAAAUCUACACAAGCACAACAAGCACCAGCUGACUGGGACUGCUCCACAAGCAUUGUUGAAAAAUGCACACUGUCAGAUUGAAGCUACAUGUACGAACCAACUGUAUACACACUAGCUAGCAGCAUAUGAAUUAAACUAUACUUGUCUAAUGUAUGUUACAUAUUGUAUUGAUUUGAUUCACACUGAUCGCAUAUUACUGAGACGUACGACUAAUUACCAUAAAUGUCUCAA
Molecule: messenger RNA, 1470 nt
Organism: Halichondria panicea
Lineage: Eukaryota; Metazoa; Porifera; Demospongiae; Suberitida; Halichondriidae
Exons: 2
Coding region: 184-1320 (378 amino acids)
Molecular function (GO): protein binding
Source: RefSeq, a predicted model, not a curated record